AUGUGCAGCAACGAAGGCGCCGCUAGUCCAGGCUUGACAUAUCCGAUAUCGACAAUGGGAAAGUUGAAUGAAUCACCGCCGGCUCCAAAUCCAAUGCAACCCAUGGCUGCAGCUAAUGGUUUGUUACCUUUUGACCAUUAUAGACUUCAAUUGUAUAACUACGCCGUUGCGGAGAGAUUGCGAUUUGCGCAAUAUCCCGCACCGUUACCAAUUUAUCCAAGCCCUUACGGACCAAGACUGGCUUUGUCAAUGUCGCUUUUUCAUCAGCGAAUGCUGCAACCUGAAGAACCAAAACCACAACAUAGUUACAUCGGUCUUAUAGCUAUGGCAAUCUUAAGUUCACCGGAAACCAAACUAGUUCUGUCAGAUAUUUAUCAGCACAUACUAGACAACUACCCAUAUUUCCGAACACGAGGUCCGGGCUGGCGUAAUUCAAUUAGACACAAUCUCUCAUUAAACGAUUGUUUUGUAAAAGCCGGUCGAAGUGCCAAUGGAAAAGGUCACUACUGGGCGAUACACCCGGCAAAUGUAGAAGAUUUUCGCAAAGGUGAUUUUCGGCGACGGAAAGCACAACGUAAAGUUAGAAAGCACAUGGGCUUAGCGGUCGACGAAGAAGGCAAUGACAGUCCUAGUCCACCACCGAUAUCACCUACUCCUGGUGCUCUUCCUGUUACCCCGAAUAGUUUGUAUGGCAGUGGAACUUGGCACAGGCCGACGGUAGGACCCGCACCGACUGGUUAUUCUGCGACGGGAAGUACACGCAAGCGGCAAUUUGAUGUCGCUUCUUUACUUGCACCUGAUGAAGAUAGACGAAAGCAACUGCGGCAAAAUGAUAGCGAUGAAGAACAACGCGAAGCGGAAGUUGAUGUGGACGUGGUUAGUAGUGACCACGAAGGCGGACCACCAUCACCUUCAACACCCGCUGACCAUCAGCCAUGGACGGCUCUUGGACCAUGGCCACCCGCUUUAGGAAUCGAUCCUCGACUUUUGGGAAGAUAUUACGGCCAAUUGGCGGCGGCUCAAGCGCGUGUAGGACAAGCGAGUCCUACGGAAGGCUACCAAACUCCUCCAUCCGAUCCCUGA
Messenger RNA from Ctenocephalides felis (cat flea), 1083 nucleotides. It is a transcript of the gene fd102C, whose product is annotated as forkhead box protein E3. Gene Ontology annotation, molecular function: DNA-binding transcription factor activity, RNA polymerase II-specific; RNA polymerase II cis-regulatory region sequence-specific DNA binding. Gene Ontology annotation, biological process: cell differentiation; regulation of transcription by RNA polymerase II; anatomical structure morphogenesis. Bases 1 to 1083 code for a protein of 360 amino acids. The record is from RefSeq and is a predicted model, not a curated record. The transcript has a single exon. NCBI's taxonomy places the organism in Eukaryota, Metazoa, Arthropoda, Insecta, Siphonaptera, Pulicidae.